This is a messenger RNA of Linum trigynum, 1101 nucleotides long. The record is from the annotation of a GenBank genome assembly. Lineage: Eukaryota; Viridiplantae; Streptophyta; Magnoliopsida; Malpighiales; Linaceae.
GUCAGAGAAUCGGCUCACGUAACGGCCGCCGAAGCAAGUCUUGGAUUGUUUUCGUCUUCCAUGGGAGUUUAAAGCAAAGUGGGAGGAGCGCUGGUGAAAUAGUUUGAUUGUUCAGUUUGUGGGAUCGAUUUUGAGCUUAUCUUUUUUACAAACGUGGGCAAAUAGUUUACGAGGUCGUGAUGGUCAGGUCAAGGUUUCCAGGUUUGGUCCAUUGAUGUUGGUGUUCUAGUUUCCUUCGGAGGCAGCAAGUAGAUGGGUUUUUGAGUUGGGGCCCUGACAUUAUCAGGGAAAUUAGAUGUAUUUUCAUAAGUGGAAGCCUAGGUUACAACCUUUGUCCUCGGAGAUUGAUGUUUUCCCGAUUUAGGUCCAUAUUUGGGGUCUUCCUAUGGAGUAUAACUCAGUUGAAGGGGUUGAGUGGGUGGCAAGCAUGAUUGGUCCACCGUUGUGGACAGAUCAAGGUAUGAGGGUAGGUGCUCAAUUGGGAUCUGCAAAGGUUUGUGUAGAGCUGGAUGAGGAGUAUAUGUACCCUACUCGUAUCAAGAUGUACCUUGAUGAUUAUCCACCGUUAGAAGUCGAGGUAUAUUACUGCAAUUUGCCUUUGAUUUGUAAGAAGUGUCAGAGGUUAGGACACAAUUGUGAUAGAAUGGGCAAUAAGAAAUGGGUGAAUAGGGAUGCAAGAGUUGGGGAGAAGGUGAUUACGCUUGAGCCAGGAGUGGAGGAUCUUAAGUCUAGUAAGGAAGUUGAGGUUGCCAAUGAAGAGGAACCUGUUUUGUCGAAUACUUUCAGGAUUGAGGAAGAACUAUAUGGCAUUCCAGUCACAAGCUUUGUGGAGGUGGUUAAUGGAUUGGCAGGUAGUGUUGCUAGUCCCAAGGCUUCUAUGCACGAGGUUUAGAGGGGUAAACCACCAGUUCAGCCUGGGAAUUCAUCACUCCAACAGGCUUCAUCAGGCUCUACUCUGAUAUCCAAUGCUUUUGCGGUUUUGGAUGGUUCUUUGGAAUCUACAUCAUGUUAUUUUCCUAAAGUUGUGCCUGAGCUAGAGAAGAGGGCGAGGAAAGGGGGUGGUAGAGGGGGUAGGGGUGGUAAGAAAUAAUAAAAUUUUUA